Molecule: messenger RNA, 186 nt
Organism: Babesia microti strain RI
Lineage: Eukaryota; Apicomplexa; Aconoidasida; Piroplasmida; Babesiidae
Exons: 2
Coding region: 1-186 (61 amino acids)
Source: RefSeq, a predicted model, not a curated record
AUGCCACUAAAUACACUCCAUUCGGUUGGAUCUUACAAAUUUUACAAAUUAACAGCCAAUGUGUGCAUACUCACUAGUUUAGUAGUCACUCCUUUAUCAGUCGAAAAUUUACAUUUAGCUGCGGUGGGUAGGUGGCGAUGUAAUUGGGGACACCAUUUUAGUAGCUCCAUUCGCUUCCCCCCCUAA